AUGCGCGCAAAGGGUAACGCCCAGCUCGUAAAUCAGCUUAUCGAUGGCGGCAUGAUCAUCCUCGGAAAGGGCAAGUUAACGGCAAAUAUCCAGGGCGCAUUCGAUACUCCUCUCAGCUGGAGCGCGUAUAUGGGCCAGACACUUUCCACACAUAGAUUGCCAAAUCUAGAAGAUGAGAAACAGCCCGUGAGUAUCCAUAUAAACUCGAAGGACAAUUCUGCGAUCGAAGCAGAGACAGCUGGCCCAACCGUCUAUCCUGCAUCUUGCUGCGACUUAUACGGAAUGGAACUUACCCUAGGCUCAGUUUCAAUUGAAGGAGUAUUUGAACUGAGCGAGUCGUUCGAUACUAUUGGUGUUCUAGCUAGAACGCCUACCGAUCUCGCUCUGCUCGCUAAGAUCAUUAUAAAGAAAGAGGCUUCGUCCGAAACGACACCAUAUGGCAUGGCCUCACGAACGUUAGGAUCCUGGGAAGGACUUGGUGUCGACAUAGUCCCAAUUAUUGGGGUGUAG
This is a messenger RNA of Daldinia caldariorum, 510 nucleotides long. RefSeq lists its product as uncharacterized. Bases 1 to 510 code for a protein of 169 amino acids. The record is from RefSeq and is a predicted model, not a curated record. The transcript has 4 exons. NCBI's taxonomy places the organism in Eukaryota, Fungi, Ascomycota, Sordariomycetes, Xylariales, Hypoxylaceae.